AUGGAUGCAGUUUUCCCACCGAUCGCCGCCCCUGCCGCCGCCCCUGUGCCUUGCGCGGCCGGCGGCACCUUGCUGCAGCCGGCGUUGAGCGACGCCGCGGCGGCCUUGCCUGAUCGCGUGUGGCCGCCCCACGGCGCCACCGUCGCCCCUUUGCUGCAGCCGGCGUCGAGGGUCGCCGCGGCGCCCCUGCCUGGCUACGCGUGGCCGCCCCAAGGGGCCACCGCCGAGCCUGCCGCUGGCGAGGCCACGGGCGCCGCCCCUGCUGCCCCCGCGGCCCUUGCUGCCGCGAUCGGUGCGGGCCCGGCUGCCUCUGCUGCAGCCGCUGCUGCCCCUGCUGCCGUUGCCGCAGCUGCUGCUACCCCCGCGGGUGCGGUCGCCGCCGAGCUGCUGCACGCGCUGGCUGUCGCGCACGGCCACGGCGCGCGCACUCCAACAGCAGCUGCGCGGCCCACCUCCCGGCUUCGCCAACGGCACUGCCGCGCCCUGCUCCCUGGCCGCGGCCUUCCCUGCCUCCCUGGCCGCGCGGCGGGUGAGCGAGGCUGUGCCGUGCGCGUGGCAGGCUCCCGCGGCGCCUCUUCCCGCGCCGCAGCCCCUCUUCUGGAGCCGCCCGUCGGGGCUCCCCCUCCCCUGCAGCCACCCGCCGGGGCGGCCCCUCACCUGCAGCUGCGCCUCCCUUCCCUGGGCGCGUCGCCACUGCGGGGCGGCCUACUCCCCUCCACCUUCGCGGCUCCUGUCCCCUCCUACGGGCUGGGCAUGCCCCCCGCGGACGCGCCGCACGCUACCGCGACAUGGGCCACUGCCGUCGCCGCCGCGAGCGUCGCGGGCGCGCCGGCACAGGUCGUCCCCGCUGUAGCUCCGCCGGCUCUGGGCGCGCCGGCCAUGGGCGCUUUUCCCCUCGCGGCCACGGCUCCUCCCCCUGGGCCGAGCGGGGGUGGCGGUGACCGCAGUGGUCGCCGUCGGCGGAGGGGGCGUGGUCGUCAGACCGCACCUACACCUCCCGUUGCUCCUGCCGGUGUGCCCUAG
Molecule: messenger RNA, 1023 nt
Organism: Panicum virgatum (switchgrass)
Lineage: Eukaryota; Viridiplantae; Streptophyta; Magnoliopsida; Poales; Poaceae
Product: skin secretory protein xP2-like
Exons: 2
Coding region: 1-1023 (340 amino acids)
Source: RefSeq, a predicted model, not a curated record